UAAAAGAGGAGAUAAAAAACCACAAGCCAUCUUCUUGCCCAUUUUCGUUACAACUUCAAAUAGUUCUCUAAACAAAGAAGAAGAAGAAGAAAAUGAGGAGAGUCUUUGGCGUUAAGAAAGACAAAGAACCUCCUCCUUCUAUUCAAGACGCUUCCGAUAGGAUCAAUAAAAGAGGUGAUUCUGUGGAUGAUAAGAUCAAAAAGCUUGAUGCAGAGCUCAGUAGGUAUAGGGAACAGAUUAAGAAAACACGACCUGGACCUGCUCAAGAGGCUGUAAAAGCUCGGGCUAUGAGGGUUCUUAAACAAAAGAGAAUGUAUGAAGGACAACGGGACAUGCUUUACAACCAAACGUUCAACCUUGAUCAAGUUGCAUUUGCUUCUGAGGGUAUUAAAGAUGCUCAACAAACUAUGACAGCUUUGAAAUCUGCCAACAAGGAGUUGAAAGGAAUGAUGAAAACUGUGAAGAUCCAAGACAUAGAUAGUUUGCAAGAUGAGAUGAUGGACUUGAUGGAUGUGAGUAAUGAAAUCCAAGAGACCCUGGGUAGAAGCUAUAAUGUUCCCGAUGAUAUUGAUGAGGAUGAACUCAUGGGAGAACUUGAUGCACUGGAAGCAGACAUGGGAAUGGAAACUGAAUCUGAUGGUGUACCUUCUUAUCUCCAACCUGAUAAGGAACCUGAUUUGGAUUCAGAACUCAACUUACCCUCAGCACCAAUAGGACAGGCAGCAGCAGCAGCGGGUAGAAAUAAUGCGCAGACUGAAGAUGAACUAGGUUUACCUGCUGUUCCUCGGGCGUCAAUACGUGGUUAGAUGACUACUUGGUGUGGUCCUUGUGUAUAUUUAAAUGGGAGUUGAACCGGUGAUUCCAUUGGUAUUUGGAGGUUGAAUUUAUUUCUUCUAAUAGAUUUUCCCCCCUUCUUUUUCCUCUUUUAUCUUAGCAAUGACUAUUGGGGGAUAUUUUUGUGUAAAAUUUGAAUUUCUACUUUAUGGAUAUAUAAUAUUUGUGUGUGCAGGCAGGCAUCCCUAUCAAUGUUGAAGGACUUAAAACAUAUUUAAUAAAUUUCAUUAAAAAAUUUCAUGGUGCAA
Messenger RNA from Manihot esculenta (cassava), 1082 nucleotides. Its product is annotated as vacuolar protein sorting-associated protein 60.2. NCBI's taxonomy places the organism in Eukaryota, Viridiplantae, Streptophyta, Magnoliopsida, Malpighiales, Euphorbiaceae. Gene Ontology annotation, biological process: vesicle budding from membrane; late endosome to vacuole transport via multivesicular body sorting pathway. The coding region runs from base 93 to 806 and encodes 237 amino acids. The record is from RefSeq and is a predicted model, not a curated record. The transcript has 7 exons. Gene Ontology annotation, cellular component: multivesicular body.